AUGGCUAACUAUCUCCACUAUGAUAUCUAUGACUUGGAUCUCACUAUUAUAAGAGAUAAUAAAUACUUGAAGGAACUAAUUCUUAGCAUGUCCAAUCGUUCUAUACUCGUGAUUGAGGAUAUUGAUUGCACUAUAAAUCUGCAGAACCGAGAAGAAGACGAAGAAGUGGUUAAUAAUGGAUACAACGAGGUUACACUUUCAGGAUUGUUGAAUGCGACAGAUGGUCUUUGGUCGUGUUGUGGAGAGGAACACAUAAUUGUUUUCACAACAAAUCACAAAGAAAGACUUGAUCCUGCUCUGCUAAGACCUGGUAGAAUGGACAAGCAAAUUCACUUGUCAUAUUGCAACUUUUAUGCAUUUAAGCAAUUGGCAGUGAACUAUCUUUGCAUUAGCGAACAUGAACUGUACGAAAAGAUUGAAGAACUUUUAGGACAAGUGAAGGUUACUCCAGCUGAAAUUGGAGAAGUCCUAACAAAGGAUGCUGAUGCUACAGAAUGCCUACAAGACCUUAUCAAGUUCCUCCAAGACAAGAAAACCUUCAAGGAAGAUAGUAAUAUGAAAACAGAAAACUGUAAAGUAUAG
Molecule: messenger RNA, 582 nt
Organism: Vicia villosa (hairy vetch)
Lineage: Eukaryota; Viridiplantae; Streptophyta; Magnoliopsida; Fabales; Fabaceae
Product: AAA-ATPase At3g50940-like
Exons: 1
Coding region: 1-582 (193 amino acids)
Molecular function (GO): ATP binding; ATP hydrolysis activity
Source: RefSeq, a predicted model, not a curated record